Messenger RNA from Vicugna pacos (alpaca), 1231 nucleotides. The record is from RefSeq and is a predicted model, not a curated record. Lineage: Eukaryota; Metazoa; Chordata; Mammalia; Artiodactyla; Camelidae.
ACAGCUGACAGGAUAUAAAGACCUGGAAAGGACUUAGCACCAGAGAAAAGGAAUCAGGCUUUGGAACUGACCUUCUGAGCCCUGCUCUGUCCAGCACCAUGCCUUACAGCUGCUGCCUGCCCAACCUGAGCUGCCGCUCCAGCUGCUCCUCCCGGCCCUGCGUGCCCCCCAGCUGUCACGGCUGCACCCUGCCCGGGGCCUGCAACAUCCCCGCCAACGUGAGCAGCUGCAACUGGUUCUGCGAGGGUUCCUUCAAUGGCAAUGAGAAGGAGACCAUGCGGUUCCUGAACGACCGCCUGGCCAGCUACCUGGAGAAGGUGCGGCAGCUGGAGCGGGACAACGCGGAGCUGGAGAGCCGCAUCCGGGAGCGGUCCCAGCAGCAGGAGCCCCUGGUGUGCCCCAACUACCAGUCCUACUUCCGGACCAUCGAGGAGCUCCAGCAGAAGAUCCUGUGUAGCAAGGCAGAAAACGCCAGGCUGGUGGUGCAGAUUGACAACGCCAAGCUGGCCGCAGAUGACUUCAGGACCAAGUACCAGACGGAGCUGGGCUUGCGGCAGCUGGUGGAGUCAGACAUCAAUGGCCUGCGGAGGAUUCUGGAUGAGCUGACCCUGUGCAAGUCUGACCUGGAGGCCCAGGUGGAGUCCCUGAAGGAGGAGCUGCUCUGCCUCAAGCAAAACCACGAGCAGGAAGUCAACACCCUGCGUUGCCAACUUGGAGACCGCCUCAAUGUGGAGGUGGACGCUGCUCCCACCGUGGACCUGAACCGUGUGCUCAAUGGGCUGCUGGAGAGCGAGGACUGCAAGCUGCCCUGCAACCCCUGCGCCACGAGCAACGCAUGCGUCACAAAUUCCUGCACCCCUUGUGGCCCACGCUCCCGCAUCGGGCCCUGCAGCACCUUUGGGUGCUAGAUAUGUCGGGCUGAGCAGGAGAACUGUGUGAAGACAGAAGACCAUCCACGGACCAGCCCUGCUCUCUGACAACCAUCAGGCAUGGGGCCCCACCCCAGGCACCACCGUGAUUCACAGUCUGGAAAGAGAACAGGCAUCCAGGCCCACCUGAUCCUCCUCGUUCGAGGCUGCCCUCCUGCAGUUAUUCUGUGAGCUGAUGGUCUGACAAGUUAGGGCUGUGCAAGUCACAUGACGUGUGUUGUGGUUCUCUCUGCUGCUUUGACCUGUCCUCCAGUUCUCCAAAUCCCUUUGUAAAUCUCCUAAUAAACUUCCCUUGCAAAGCA